Menidia menidia (Atlantic silverside) is the source of this 4836-nucleotide messenger RNA. Lineage: Eukaryota; Metazoa; Chordata; Actinopteri; Atheriniformes; Atherinopsidae. The record is from the annotation of a GenBank genome assembly.
AUGAAGGAACCAGAAGACAGUGAGGAAGACCCGGGAGAGUCUCUAAAACGCACCUUAAGGGCUCAGAGACAGAGGCGAAGGAAAAGGCUGCUCGAGCGGUCCUCAGCCCAGGAGUCCCAGGACAAUGAAGAUGUGGAGGAAGUUUCCACGGUGCAGCAACACAGUGCCAGUGAGGGAUCCGCUGUGGGGCAGGAUGACUCCGUCGUUUUGUCAAGACCUCCAACUGGAUCUCAAAGAGGUCUCUCCUUCAGAACUCAGCUUGCUUCCACGUCUCAAAAUUUAGACACUUCUGUGACACAACACUUGGAAGGGAAGCUGAGAGCCGCCAGGUCAAAAGCUGAGAGUAUUCAUCAGCAGGAAGCCUCUGCAGAGCCAGUCAGUCGCCUCCAAAGCCUCAGAGACAGAGACACUGUAACACGGUUUGACAGAGAGGUUGAGCCAGACAGAGCAGGGAGACAUGAUGCCUCUCCCGUCCUAAACUCAAGGGUCAAGUUCCGAGAGGCAGCAAGAAGAGUGUCCAAAGGCAUCCCCACUGCCGAAGAGGCAUACAAUUUCUUCACAUUUACCUUUGAGCCAGAACCUGCGGGCACUUCGGAGAGGCUUAGCAGGAAAAAGCAGAAACGGAGAGAUGGAGAUGACGAUGGAGGAGAGGAAGCUGAAGAGCCAGAAGAUGCUGAAGCGGAAGAAGAUAUUCCGGAUGAAAAUGAAAACCAGGGGGAAGAGGCUCCUUUGGUACGAAAUGAGGAAGAUUUAUUUAUCAUUGACCAGUCACCCCAAGACUUCCUGGAAGUGAGGAAGGCUGAGUAUGUGGGGUACCGAAAACGCAUUCAACAUGACAACGAACUCCUUUUUACACCGAGUUUUCGACCAGUUCCAACCUCUGCUAAACUGCCUGAAAACAUGAAACCUCGAUAUCUGGAGGAUGAAGGUCUCUAUGUAGGGGAGCGGCCCCCUGUAUCUCAGACCAAUGAGACCAUUCUUGAGAAUCGCAUUUUGAAAAUGGAGGAGGGAAGGAAAUGGUUUGGAGAUGAUGGCAGGAUUAUAGCUCUGCCUGACCCCAUAAAGGAAUCAUCCAUAAGACCCCCUCUAUUCCAUAUGGAGGGGGACCUAGAUCCUGCCCUCCAGACUGUGUACAGAAAGGCGCUGAAAUCCAAGUAUGCAAAUCUGUAUAUCGGUGGUGCGGCAGGCCCUGAGGGAGACUACCAGCUAGAUGUGGAUGUCUCUGGGCUUAUCUUUUCCCACCACCCACUCUUUAGCCGUGAACAUGUCCUGGCAGCCCGUCUAGCUCAGCUGUAUGAUCAGUACCUCACCAGGCAGCACAACAAUCUCACGGGACACCUCACUGACAAGCUGAACGGCUUGAGGAGCGCGCUGCGGAAUAUCAUGAGGAUCCACGAUGGACAGAGCAUCACUCAGGCCAUGCACCACAGGAUGUCUGAGUACAGUCUGGAAGUGAGGAGCACCCGUCAACUCCGAGACACAGAGCAGGAGAAAGACAGGACUCUGCUGAAGAACAUGAUCAAAGUGUGGAAGGAGAUGAAGGCCCUAAGAGACUUUCAGAAGUUCACCAACACCCCUUAUAAACUCUACCUCAGAAGGGAGAACGUCGACCGGGCAGCGGAUGAGCAGCAGUAUGAAGACGAAAUCUUGUCAGAAGUUUUGGAAUUGGAGGCAGAGACCGAGGAGGACUACCAGAAGAAGCUGGCUGUGUACAAGAAACAGCUGGAGGAGUGGAAACUCUGGAGAAAGAAACAGAAAACUAAACGGAAAAAACAGAAGAAGAAGAAGAAAAAGGGCCAGGCACAGGAUGACACGGAAGAAGAGGAUGAAGAACAGGAGGGGAGUGAAUCAGAGGGCCCUUUGGAGGAAGGCCCUCCCAAACCGAAGCCUCCCGAGAGGCCAGACUUGGAAUCCAUAGAGCAGCAGGUGAGAGAGAAAGCCUCCAAGAUACGAAAGAAACCAGGAGAGGCCAUCCUGAUCCCUGAACUCUCUGCAUCGGGAAACAUCACUGCCAGUGAACUCUGCCCCAGGACUGAAAUCGCCCGAAGAGAGGAUGUUUCCAGGCGCUCCCUUUUUAUCAAAAUCCUGUACAACGACAAGGAGGUGUCCCGAACAGACAGCGUGUCCCUGAGUGCUGACUUCAGGGUGCACUUUGGUCAAAUUUUCAACCUCAAGAUACUUAACUGUCCCCAAAGUAUUAAUCUGCAGGUGUUUGAGGAGGUUGGACUGUCGUGCACCCUCCUGGCUCAGGUGUUUGUUCCAGUGCCAGAGCCCUCAGUCGUGAGCGGCAGCGUCCCUCUGGAAGAGUUUGAGUUCAGCAGCAACCAGAGAGUGAUGUUUGACCACGAGGGAGUUGGAAGCGACGUGCCCCUCUCCUUCGAGGCGGACGGCAGCAACAAAGUGAUCCUGCUGACCUCUGGAAAGCUGUCGUGCUGUGUGUCUUGGGGAAUCGGGGAGGACGACGUUCCACUCGCGCCUCCUGUUUCCCAACAUUCGGGAGGAAAGCACAGUGGCAUGAGCCGUCUGGAUGCCGUCACAUACAUCGGAGCAUCUGGGCUGUACGACAUGAAAAAAAUCGGUGAGUGGGCCACACAGUCCCGCCUGGACCCCAAUGAUCCGAAAAAUAUCGCCAUCAUGCAGCUGCUCAAAGUGGCCAGCAGCGGAGAGGUCAUUGCUCCGGAUUACUUCCGACUCGAACACCUUCAGGAGGAGUUCAAUUUUGUCCCCGAUGAAGAGUUGGACAGAUCCAAAAGAUUCCGCCUGCUCACGCUCAGGAAGCAGGAAGUUGCAGAGUUCCGCAAUCACAAAUUUGUGCCUGCCAUUGAAAGGGAGGUCCCAGAUAAGGUGUUCCAGGAAUACGAGAAACGGUUGAAAGAUGGGGAAAUAAUCGACACCAAAGACCACUUGGAUUCACACAGAGCUUUAGUGGCCAAAUACCUUCAGAAGAUCCGAGAAUCGGUCAUUAACAGAUUCCUUCUGGCCAAACAUGACUACGUCCUGUCUGACUUGGUGGUGGAGGAAGAGAUACCGAGCAUUGGGAUUCUAGGGAUCAACCUUUUUAAGCUGGCCGAACCCAAGCGACCGCUGAAACCUCAGAGGAAGGAGAGAAAGAAGGUGACGGCUCAGAAUCUGUCGGACGGAGACAUCAAGCUGCUUAUCAACAUCAUCCGGGCCUACGACAUUCCCGUCCGCAGGCCCCAGAGCAGUAAAGCGGGACAGUCCUCUCAGAGCGCCGUCCAGGACAGUGACUGGUACCUCAGCCAGGUGCAGGUGAGGCCGUUCGUGGAGGUUUCCUUCCAGCGCACGGUGCUGCAGACCACCACGGCCGAGGGACCCAAUCCCAGCUGGAACGAGGAGCUGCAGUUACCGUUCAGCGCUCCAAACGGAGACUACAGCACGGCCUCUCUGCAGUCGGUCAGAGACGAGGUCUUCAUCAACAUCUUUGACGAGGUGGUUUACGAAACAGGGCUGACGGACAAAGAGAGGAGGUCCUCCAUUCACACGCAGAUAGAGAAGCACUGGCUGGGCUCGGUGAAAAUUCCCUUCAGCACUAUUUACUCUCAGUCCAGGAUUGAUGGAACAUUUAAGGUCAACACGCCGGCCGUGUUGCUGGGAUACAGCAAGGAGCGCAGCCAUGGCAAUAACGGCGCCUACGAGAUGCUGCGGCCCCUGAGCGAGGGAGCCUUCAUCACACUCUUCAUCACCAUCGAACCUCAGCUGGUGCCCGGAGAGUCCGUCAGGGAGAAGUUCGACAGCCAGGAGGACGAGCGUCUGCUGCAGGCCUCAGAGAGAUUCGAGAGGCACGCAGCGCUGGGCUACCCCGACCGACCCUGCAUCACCACGGUAACGGACCUCAACGGGAAGACGGUCUUCAUCACCCGCUACAUCCGGCCACUCGGCCCACCGCAGGAGUUCCUGGAUGCGUUCCCCAAUAACCCCCUGGAAGCCACGACCCUGGUUGCCCGAUUCGUCUCCCUCAUCCCGUCCCUGCCCGAUCAAGUUUUAUUUUCCCGGGCCUGUGGCCUGUGGAGCACCUGUGACCAAUUUCUCACGCUGCUAGCAGGAGAUGAGGAGGAACACGCUGUGCUCUUGUGCAACUACUUUCUGUCUUUGGGCAAGAAAGCCUGGCUAGUUAUUGGCACGGCCAUACCAGAGGGCCCCACGGCUUAUGUUCUAACACUAGAGCAGAGCCGCUACCUUAUUUGGAAUCCCAGUAACGGUCAGUUUUAUGGCCAAUAUGACACUUUCUGCCCACUGCAGACAGUUGGCUGUUUGAUCAACGCUGACAAUGUUUGGUUCAACAUUCAAGAAUACACGUCACCAAUGAGGAUUAGUUUUGACACCACCAAGGGCAAUUUCUGGAGGCCAUUUUUCUCCCGGUCCUUCUCCCACCCCGGUUUGUCCAGUGUACAGCCCGAUGAGCUGGCGUACCGCCGUACAGACAGAGCAGCUGCUGCUGAGCUUCAGGACAGGAUCGAGAAGAUUCUAAAGGAGAAGAUCAUGGAGUGGCGUCCCCGCCAACCCACCCGCUGGAACCGCUACUGUAACACCACCCUAAAGCAGUUCCUGCCCAAACUGGAGCAGGGAGGCGGGCAGGACGUGGCCGAGGGGCAUCGCCAUGAGCUGCAGAGCCUGUUGGGAGACUACAGGAUUUCCGGAUUCCCCCUGCACCUGCCUUUCUCUGAGAUCCGGCCCAUCAUAGAGGCGGUGUACAGCACUGGAGUUCACAAAAUCGAGGCCUCCAAUGUGGAGUUUGCCCUGGCUGUGUACGUGCACCCGUACCCCAGCAACGUCCUGUCUGUGUGGGUGUACCUGGCCUCACUCGUCCGCACCUGA